AUGGGCUGCCUGGGGGUAUUCAUAGCCGUCUUUGCGCGCGGGUCGGUUUUCCGCAAGAGUGUGAUACGCCGCGCCGCGGCCUUCACUUGGCUAGUCUCGGGAUUUUUGUUGUCCCUUCUGUACGCUCUCCGCGUGGACGUCCAGCACGAGGACGUCGACAACGCUAAGGCCUUAAUCACGGACUUCCACAACCUCUGCACGUUUUUGCUGGGCUUCUUCCUCUCGACCUGCUACGCGCGCUGGUGGGCCAUCCGGUUUGAGGGUAUCGGAGGGCUGUGGGGUGCCCUGGACGACAUCCUCCUCAUCGUGGGGGCGCUGUUCCCGCAGGACUCCGCGGAGGACCGCGAUGUGCGCGACCGCGUGCUGCGCUGGGGCGCCCUCUCCCACGAGCUGAUGUACAAGCAGAUCCGCGGAGACAACGAGUUCCAGGAUCUGGUGGAUAAGGGCCUGCUGCUGCGCGAGGAGAUGGCCAUCCUGGGGCCGCUCUCCUCGCGCCCGCAGUGCGUCUGGGCGUGGAUGUGCAGCUACAUGGCCCACCUCGCGUACGGGGAGGCGGCCAACGGCGGCGGCCGCAUGCCCCACGCCGUGACGAUGCUCCCCCAGCUGUUGGGCUUCUGCUGCAGCGCGCGCGACUCCAUCGGGAAGCUCUUCACCUACACGGACUCGCAGGUCCCGUUCCGCUACGUGCACAUCUUGAGCUUCAUCGUGUGG
Molecule: messenger RNA, 711 nt
Organism: Prorocentrum cordatum
Lineage: Eukaryota; Dinophyceae; Prorocentrales; Prorocentraceae
Source: the annotation of a GenBank genome assembly